AUGGCUGGUCAUCGAGCAUCUCAGGAUCUGCACUCUCUACCCCCUUGUGACGACUCUCCUUGGCCUUCAGGCGUUCAACUUCUUGGAAGAUUUCAUAAUCAUACCUCUACGGCUUCUCUUGACACUAUUAAUACACUCCUACCUCAGUAUUCGGUGUUAGACCAGGAGGCCGACACUGUUGCCCUCUGGGGCGACGAUCUUGGCGCGCACGGGGAACUCACUCAUUCGCAAGCUGACGAUAGCGAUACUAGGACCUUAGCUGGGGGUGUUUCCCAUUCAGAGAAUAGCAAUCGUAGGGUUUCGGUUGCAUCAGUACCCCCUCGAUAUUCAUUCGUUCCUCCUCGAUAUUCUCACCUGUUCGACGUUCUGUCCCAGCAAGUCACAGAAGAAGGGGUUUCGCGCACCGAACACACAUACAGCAUCUGCAGUGGGUUGAAGAACAAGCCAUGGGCUACGUUACGUGUAUUCAGCCAACCUCCGCUCGAUGCUUCACCAAGACACCAGAAGUUUCCCCCCUUCUCAAGUGGCGAUAUGAUUGCGGGCUUGAUUGAGUUCACGCUGGAUAGCCCUCAGACUGUCAACUCUAUCACUGUCUCUGUCCAUGGGUGCAUCAUAAGAGGUUACCUUGCCGAAGAAUCCGACACAUUUCUUGACCACCAAGUCGGCAUCUGGACACGCGCCGAUGGGGAUCCCCGUUCCCCAGAACCAGGGUCCAACAAAAAGUUCAAUGGAAGACUUAAGGGGACGUACCAGUUCCCCUUUGUAUUCCCCUUCCCCACCCAUGUAGAUAUAUCGACUUCUACUCCGUUCCUCCCACCGUCAUUGCAAACUUCUUUGGACUCUAUCUCUACAUCCAGUUCGAGUCCUGCGACAGCAACAACAUCGAUUUCGUUUCCACCUGCCACUGUGCCACCUGGUUCACACUUCCAUUCACUCAGUAUACCCGUGAAUGCCACUUAUUCUUCAGGUUCGAAGAACCCCUCAUCUGUGCACUUGAGUACGAACGCCCCAGAAGAGUCAGAGAAGGCGAGACUGAAACGAGCAGUAGAGGAGCAAGACCGAGCAGCAGAGGAGCAGGACCGAGCUCUGGCACAACUUGAAGGCCGCAGUCACACCCUUCCAAUGCAUGUAUUUCCUGUUCCUCAAACUUUCUUGGAGCGUGGCAUCCAUGCGAACGUGCAAUACGAGCUUGGCUUACAUGUUGCGCACGGGAUGCUGCGCCCGGCUAGCAAAUUGAAUACAACAAUCGUUUAUACACCUUCUGUCACCCCUCCCCCAGCUUCGGUCGCUCGCCAGCGAGCAUAUACUGAACAUGCCCCGCUGCCUGGACCAGCACAAGAUCCGGACGGAUGGCAAACUCUCCCGAAAGUUACGGUUUCUGGGGAGCUUCUAGGCCAGCAAAAAGUAGAAGUGGAAUGUACUCUCUCACUUGCCAAACCCCUUUGUUAUACCCAUGGCACCAUCAUUCCGUGCUACUUGACCCUCGAAAGCUCAAAUUCCCAUGCUCUCAGCAUUCUCUUAACACCCAAGUCUCCCAUUGUCUGGCUCACACGGCGGGUCCGCUAUGCCCAAUAUUCGUCACCAGCCACUGAGAAUUUCUCAAACGAACCACCGACUUCCAGUGACUCCCUUGCUGCUGGGUUCUCAAACUCACUGUCCAGAGUCAAAGAAUUCAAUAUCGGUGGUGGUAAACAUGGGGACGUGAAGGAGGUAGACAAAAUUGAGUUGGCGGUAUGGUGGGCCCCACCUAAGGAUGCUCCACAGGAUAUGUAUCUGAAGACUUUGGAGGGUGAGAUACAUCUCGCCAAGGACUUACAGCCUACGUGCAGGUUUCCUUCAUUUAGUGUCGAGUAUGCUGUCGAAAUGCUUCCACUAGUUUCGUCCGUCUUUGUGCCAGCUUGUUCCAAGGACGAACAGUGUCUUCUUGUCCAGCCCGUGGAGAUUGCUACACGUUAUGUGGAGGAAGGCCCUGUGCCACGUGCAUUCACCAAACCUAUGUCUGACCGAGAACAAGAGAAAAGGAAGAAGGAAAAAAAGGAGCAGUCGAUUUGUAAUGAUAUAAGAGAUAGUGUCUACUCCGAGCUUUUGUUCACUGACAGUGAUAAGCGGUGUGAGAUGGAAGAUGAUGAAAAGCCGAUCUGUGGCGUUGUCCAGCCUAUGAGCGAUGUCCAUGAGAAUUUGUCAGGUGGGAAAACGAAAGCCGAUCGGUUUUCUACGAUCCGGAACACCGAAGGAACCCAGCCUGCCAACCAGCUGCAAAACGAACAAGCCUACCAGAGGGCCACCACCGCUAUAACCUGA
This is a messenger RNA of Laccaria bicolor S238N-H82, 2301 nucleotides long. RefSeq lists its product as uncharacterized. NCBI's taxonomy places the organism in Eukaryota, Fungi, Basidiomycota, Agaricomycetes, Agaricales, Hydnangiaceae. Bases 1 to 2301 code for a protein of 766 amino acids. The record is from RefSeq and is a predicted model, not a curated record. The transcript has 10 exons.